Messenger RNA from Cucumis sativus (cucumber), 3501 nucleotides. Its product is annotated as protein NUCLEAR FUSION DEFECTIVE 4. Gene Ontology annotation, cellular component: membrane. The record is from RefSeq and is a predicted model, not a curated record. The transcript has 4 exons. The coding region runs from base 1182 to 2777 and encodes 531 amino acids. Lineage: Eukaryota; Viridiplantae; Streptophyta; Magnoliopsida; Cucurbitales; Cucurbitaceae.
GUGACUGUAGGAAUCUGCUAUGGAGCUCAAAACUCACUAAUGCCUGCAGCAGUUACAUCAGAGAUAUUUGGGAUAAAGCAUAUGGACACCAUUUACAACACCAUUAAUGUAGCAUAUCCCGAUGGAUCUUAGAUUUUAUCUUUUAGAAUAGCCUCCCAUGAAAAUAAUUGUUGCUUUGGAAGCUCUGUUUUAUAGAAUUUUGUCUUAUGGUAAGCUCUACCGAGAUGGAUUCAUAUCUCCGCCUUCAAUCUCCUCCUCAUUCUUGCUUCCCCUCUCGUCAUCCCAAUCAGAACAAAAACAGAGGAAUCUGUUUUCAAAAUGAAACUUCAAAUUACCGAUGACCCCACUGAAUAUCACUGCGUUCCUAGUGAGGAAAAGAUCAAUGAUGAGCUAAUGAUUGUGAAAGAUAGAGAAAUGAAUAUAAUCGAGUCAAUCGGCACAGUGAACUUCUGGUUAUUGUUUUUCACGAUGACGUGGGGAAUGGGAUCUGGGUUAGCCGUCACAGACAACAUGAACCAACUCAGCCAGUCUUUAGGAUACAGAACAGUCCAGAUCAACACCUUCGUUUCACUUUGGAGCAUUUGGAAUUUCCUUGGUCGUUUGGAAUCUGCUAUGCCUCUGAUCUUCUCCUCUGGAAAUUUAAUGGCCUUGUCUCGUUACCAACGACCGUCGGCCAUAUCAUCGUAGUUUUAGGAUUUCGUGGGAAUUUGUAUUUGGGAUCGGUGAUAGUGGGGAUUUGUUACGGAGCUCAAUGAUCGUUAAUGCCUGCAAUUACGGCGAAGAUUUUUGGAGUGAAGCUUAUGGGUACAAUUUGCAAUACGUUUACGGUGGCAAGUCCGAUUGGAUCUUAUAUUACGUUUUGCAAUUUAAGCACUUUGCCUCCAAAUAUUUAAUUAUAAAAUACAUUUACCAUAAACAGUGGGGUAAAAGUUGUAAACAGAAGAGACAAUAAGAUUUGACACAUCACUUCGAUUCCAUGACGAUAAACCCCGCACUGGAUCGAAUCGGAAAAUUACCUUUCGCCAAGUUUACCAUUAGUAGAUAAUGAAGACUUGGCGAAAGGUAAGCAAGAUCGAAGAUGAUCCAUGCAGAAUUUGAGAGAUCUAGAAGCUUUACACGGUGAACAGGAGAGAGAGGGAAGAGGAAGAUGAAGAGAAAGUGGGCAAAUCGAGUUUAAUUCAAUGGAAUUGGAAUCAGAGACUUCCAGCUUAAAGAACAAAUGGGUAUCAACAGUUGCUAGCGUAUGGAUCCAAUGCACCAGUGGAUCUCUUUACACUUUCUCCAUCUACUCCCAAACCCUCAAAUCAACUCAGGGAUACGAUCAAUCCACUUUGGAUAUUGUUUCUGUUUUUAAAGACAUCGGUGUCAAUUGUGGCGUCCUUGCGGGAUUUCUCUACUACUUUGCCACCGCCCAUGGUGGUCGUCCUGGUCCGUGGAUUGUUCACUUCGCCGGUGCGAUUCAGUGCUUCUUGGGGUACUUUUUUAUCUGGGCUGCCGUUUAUGGGGUCUUACCUCGGCCGCCGGUUCCAGUUAUGUGCCUUUUCAUGUUGGUGGCUGCUCAUGCUCAGAGCUUCUUCAACACGGCUAACGUUGUCACUGGAGUUCGAAAUUUCCCCCGUUAUAGUGGGACAAUUGUUGGAAUCAUGAAGGGGUUUCUUGGUUUGAGUGGAGCAAUAUUGAUUCAAACAUACGAGACAAUAUUUAAUGGACAACCUACCUCGUUUCUUCUGAUGUUGGCGCUGCUACCAACCCUUAAUUCCUUAUUGUGUAUGUGGUUCGUGAGAAUUCACCAUGUUGAUGAUGGGAUUGAAAAAGAGCAUCUGAAUACCUUAUCCAUAAUUACUCUGGUCGUUGCUACUUACCUUAUGAUCAAGAUAGUUCUAGAGCAUAUUUUCACCUUCCAAUUCCCUCUACAUGUUGCUACAUUUAUUCUACUUUUGAUGUUGCUUGCAUCUCCUCUAUAUAUUGCAAUUAGAGCCCAACCGAGAGAGUCCAGAAGGAUUUUGCACCCUUCUUUCACAGAGAGCGACCAGCUGAUUGGCCGUCACAAUCAAGAGACUUCGGAUUUUGACCAUGAACGGGGAAGGGAAUCUGAAGAAAGCCUGACUCUCUUUCAAGCUUUAUACACAAUAGAUUUUUGGAUAUUGUUUUUUGCAACUGCUUGUGGCAUGGGAACAGGGUUAGCUACAGUGAAUAAUAUCAGUCAGAUAGGAUUAUCUCUUGGUUACACAAGCUCGGAGAUAAACACUUUGGUUUCCUUGUGGAGCAUUUGGAAUUUUUUUGGUCGUUUUGGAGCUGGGUAUGUGUCAGAUUAUUAUCUGCAUGCCAAAGGAUGGGCUAGGCCAUUGUUCAUGUUCAUCACUCUAAUGACCAUGAGCAUUGGACAUGUAGUGAUUGCCUCUGGCCUGCCCGGUGCUCUCUUUGCUGGUUCGAUAGUAGUGGGUGUUUGUUAUGGGUCUCAGUGGUCACUAAUGCCAACAAUUACUUCUGAAAUAUUUGGUGUUGUACACAUGGGUACUAUAUUCAAUGCCAUAACAGUAGCAAGCCCUGUUGGAUCUUAUUUAUUUUCAGUUAGAGUUGUUGGGUAUAUAUAUGACAAGGAGGCAUCAAGUGAAGGAGAUACUUGUAUUGGAACUUACUGCUUCAUGCUAUCAUUUUUUAUUAUGGCUUUUGCCACUCUCUUGGGCUCUUUAGCAGCCCUUGGCUUAUUUUUCUGGAGAAGAAGUUUCUACGAUCAAGUUGUUGUCAGAAGGCUGCAGCACCCAUCAAAUGGAUAAAGAAUAAAUACUGCAUGGUAUAUACAAAGGGAAAUUUGGCGGUUUUUCCUGGUUGCUGCUAAUAAGGUAAGCUUUUGCUGUUGGGGCUCACAUUUGAGCACACCGUUGACACUUCAAUCAGUCCCAUGUAAGGCAGCUUCAUUCAGGAAUGUGCCUACUUCAAUCAGUCCCAUUCAUUGUAGUUGAAUCUCCAGUUUUUAGGUCCCGGCAUCCGUCCAAGCUCGUAGGAUUCGUAUGCAUGCAACAUAUGCUGUCGUGAAGCAAGAAUCAGCCAGAAUGGAGAACUCUUACAUGGUUCUGUCAUUAAAGCCCCUAGUUCACUUGAUGGAGAAUAGAGUUCAGGGUUGGUCAAGUGCAAGAGAAAGGAGGUUCGUACUUUCAAAGCAUAAACUAAAACGUAAGCAGGAUAUUCUUCUGCGAUGCUUCCGUAGUUGGAAGCCCUUUACCAUUACUAUUUAUUCAUUGAGUUGUAAAGAAGUAAAUAAGCUAUUAAGCUAUUUCUGUACUAGCAAUCUGAGGAGAAGGAAUGAAUCUCUGCUAAUCUUGUUCGCUACUCGAGUUGUUGCUUCCUCCUUUCCCAUUUACUGCCAUGUAAAUAGUUGGCUAUUAUAUUGCCUGAUAGCGUGAAGAAUUUGUCAUCAGAAAAGUGUGUUUAUAAUGUGUAGAAAUAUGAAUACACCAGGUGAUGGGUAAAAUAAAGCAACAAUUUACAAAAGUUGCACAA